AUGUUUUGCCGGAAACUUCAGGAUAGUCAAGAACUUCAGGAUAGUCGAGAACAUUCGUCAAUCUUUAAAAAUGCCUUUCUAUUAGGGGCAAAAAAUGGGAUUCAAGAAAUAGUAGAAGAGAUCUUGGUGGUAUUUCCGGAUGCAAUUUCUUGUGUAGACAAAGAGAAGCAUUCUGCUCUCCAUCUUGCAGUCAUGUACCGUCGUGAACAUGUUUUCAAUUUCAUUAUUCAACAAAUGGGAGUGCGUAAAAAGUUAUUGUUGAAAGUAGACAAAGGAGGCAACAAUAUCUUGCACGUGGUUGGACGAAUGCCAUAUCAGCCACAACUUGAAGUUGUUUCUGGUGCAGUUUUACAAAUGCAGCGUGAAUUGCAGUGGUACAAGGAAGUAGAAAAGCUUGUGUCGGUGCAGGCAACAACAACAAUGAACCGUGGUAAACAGACACCUAUGAUGGUAUUUGAAGAGAACCAUCGUCGUAUGAUCCAAUCUGAAGAGCAAUGGAUUGUAAGCCUGGCAAGUGCAUGCAUUGUUUCAACAACAAUCAUUGGCACAAUAGCAUUUUCGGCAGCCAUUCAAGUGCCAGGGGGAAGCGAUGGUGAAGGCCACACAAUCUUAUAUGAGAAAAUGGACUUCACAAUAUUUGCCAUAUCAAAUGCAGUCGCUCUAUACUCGGCCAUCUCCACAUUCUUAAUCUUUUUAUCCAUUUUCACUACACGCUAUGCAGCAAUUGAUUUUCUAUAUUCCCUGCCUAAUAGAUUAAUAAUUGGACUGACUUCCCUAUUUGUCUCUAUAACAUCCACUAUUAUAGCUUUCAGUUCUGCCCUAUAUGUCAUCUUUGUCCAAGAAAACAAAUCUUUGAUUCUUCCUCCAGUGGUCAUAAUGUCCUUUGGACUAGUGACUCUGUUUGCUUUCUUACAAUUUCCCCUCCUCCUAAAUAUGAUGAAAACCACAUAUGGCCAGAGCAUGUUCAAGCUUUCAGAUGGAAGAAAUAGUCGAAAAGGCAUAAGAUUUUAA
Camellia sinensis is the source of this 1011-nucleotide messenger RNA. RefSeq lists its product as uncharacterized. Gene Ontology annotation, cellular component: membrane. The record is from RefSeq and is a predicted model, not a curated record. Lineage: Eukaryota; Viridiplantae; Streptophyta; Magnoliopsida; Ericales; Theaceae.